Psilocybe cubensis is the source of this 741-nucleotide messenger RNA. RefSeq lists its product as uncharacterized. NCBI's taxonomy places the organism in Eukaryota, Fungi, Basidiomycota, Agaricomycetes, Agaricales, Agrocybaceae. The record is from RefSeq and is a predicted model, not a curated record. Bases 1 to 741 code for a protein of 246 amino acids. The transcript is spliced from 2 exons.
AUGAGGUCUCCCUUCUUGCUCCCCUUCCCUCCUUGUGGCCUGAUGGUGGUCUGGGCAUUCUUGAUACUCAUGGUCAUCGCUGGUCUUACAGCAAUUUGUACCUUGUGGUGCAUAUUUUGCUCUCUUAAAGAUUGGUUUUCUAGAAAGAGGCGGGACACCUCUUGUCGUACAGAAACUAUCUCACUACCCCAUGUACGACCACAAGACGAUUCCCUGAUACCAAGUUCUGCACCUCGGCCACAUGUUGAAGGACGUCCAAUCACUCUGACCUCCUCUCAUGACCAAAAUGAACGAGACAUCUUAUCGCAGUCACCUCUGCACUCGUGUCCUCAACUAUCUAUUCAAUCACCGCUGUUAACAGCAAACCUUGAUCGCGGGGACGAACCUUCCACUUCCACCCCAUUACAUAUUCGUCCUCCUGAAAUAGCCUCAACUGUAAAUCCGGUCGGAGGCCAACACUUAAUAGUUACCCCGCCACCAUUGGCCCAGGGAAGAGAAAAUCGUAGUAACCGAGAAAGAACAAGAAGUAACAGCAGGCUUGGAGGUAACGAGCGUGCUGGAUACAGGUUAGUCACGGUACUUCUUCCCGAAGAUCAUCCCGUUUUUACUCAGAGAGGUGAGACAUCUGAUAUGGCCGCAACUGGGUUCCAGCUGAUUCCAAUUCCUGUGGACGCUGAAAUCUUAGCUCGAGAAUGCCCCAUGACAGUGAUACAAAGGCCUCCGGACGUCGGGACACCGUAA